Eriocheir sinensis (Chinese mitten crab) is the source of this 2233-nucleotide messenger RNA. RefSeq lists its product as uncharacterized. The transcript has 4 exons. The coding region runs from base 86 to 997 and encodes 303 amino acids. NCBI's taxonomy places the organism in Eukaryota, Metazoa, Arthropoda, Malacostraca, Decapoda, Varunidae. The record is from RefSeq and is a predicted model, not a curated record.
CCAAAACUAGCAAGCAUCCCCCCCAUCACCGCCUCCAUCUUCCCCCUCAGGCGCUCAGUUUAAACCCAAGUGCUCCACAAACGCCAUGGCUGCGGCUCUUUCCCGUAGCUGGUCCUUCUUCACGGGCAACCAGAAGGAAGAUAAGAACCUCCACCUCAGCCAGGACUACCAGCCAGGCACACCAAGCAGCCGGAUCAAUCUACAGGAGAGGUUUAAAGGAGGCCAAGGAUGGAGGACUGGGCCCCUCCCUCCUGUUCCUGGGAGUGAGCCAGAACAGCCCAAUGGAGAGCCACCACAGCCCAACACUGACCAGGCGCCACACAGCCGCCCUGACCACAGCGAUGACACCCAGGUCCCACACAAGCCCUCACAGCCUCAGCUCCAGUGGGAUCAUGUGGCUGCUCGUGGGGACAAUGCUCCCACCUCUAGCAACCCAACAGAGCCCCGCUACCCUAGGAGGCCCCUGCGUAAGCUACCCUCCGGGGUGACACCGCUGUGGGACAACCUGCAGGAUAAUGUGAAGCAGCUCAAGCCCCAGACCAGCAAGAUUCUCCAGGAGGGCGGCAAGAAAGUGAAUCGGGCCCUUCAGGGAGUCAGGACGUCCCUCUCUUCCCUCUCACAGAUGUUCAGAAGCUCCACCCGUCGACGGUACAAGCUGGAUGGCAGCACCCCAACACGCACACCCCGCAGGACCCCACGCCGCACCCCGGGCAAGCUGUACUCCCCCUUCAACAUCAGCACCCCACCCACUCCCUACAGCCACAAGGCAGCCAAGAGGCUUCAAAGUGCACCCCAAAAAAGAAACGUGCACGGUAGUGAGAACCUUGGCCUGGUGCGAACACCCCAGCACGGCAGACAGUGGCGGCAGCAGUUCAGCUCCCCGUCCCAGUCCCUGCAGCGAGACACAGCAGCCGUGAGCCAGGGCCUACGGGAGCUGGAGCAUGUCAGCAGCGGCAUCCUUCGUAAUGGGAAGUGUAAAUGGACACAGUUCCGUUGAGUCUGUCCCCGGGGUAGCUCAAGACAUCUUGGUGUGCUGUCAUCUUUCCAUUCUGUUUUCAGUACUAUUAUUAUUUUGUAUCAAGUACUAACAGGAUGCCAUAGUUUAUGCCACAAUGUAUUCUUCAAAUCUUCGCUGAUGGUAAAUGGAGCAAUGAAUCUGUAUGCACUGAUCCUUUCAUUUAUAUCUGCAGGCAAACAAAAAUGAAAUGUUUGCAACUUGGGAUCUGAAUAACAUUUGUCACUUGUAUACCAUAAUAGUAUUAUCAAAUGUUAUGUAUGGUAAUGCUUUUUAUAUGCAUAUAUACUAUUUUUUAGUUUUAUAUAAUCUCAUAUUUUAUACCGUAAGUUAAAAACACAGUGUUCGUUUUUUUAUCUGUUUUACCUUGGAGACUUUAUUUGAGGGCACUGCCUGUCAGAUCUGAUACACUUUGGAGUUGUGUAAGGCACAGGUGUUAAGUAACCUCAUGUUCACUUCACUAACUGUCCUUGUCUUGUCUUGCUAUUCUUCAUGCAAGCCUUCACCUCAAGUCUUGUUUCUAGUCCUUUAUCUCUAUGUAUCUUGUAAGGCAAUAACCAUGACAUGUGUAUAUUCACCUUCAUGUGGAAUUCAUUAAUCAUUUCCCUAACUAUCUCUCUCUCUCUCUCUCUCUCUCUCUCUCUCUCUCUCUCUCUCAUCACCAGUCCUUUCUGCAAGUCCCUCAAUAGUUUCCUAACCAAAGAUGGCUACUUAACAGGUGCACUGCUUAGAAUGAAUGGCUGGUUAUUAGAUCUCUUCACGGUAAUGUGUGUGGCAAGGAGUACCAUACAACCAGACUGUAAUGCCUGCAGUGUGUCGCAGCAUUCUAUCUCGACACCUUUUAUAAAGAUUUGGCAAUGUUCAAUACUUGACGUUACUCCCAAUAGCUGCAUUGUUUCUUGUCUGGCUGUCUUUCAUUAUGUGUUAAUGUCCAGUAUAUUUAAAGUGUUAUAUGUAAUGAUGAUACUCUAUGGCAUGAAGUAAUGCUUUUCAGCAAUGUCAAGGAGUGUCUAUCACCUUUAUGAAUCCCUACACAGUCUUGGAGACAUUCAUUUAUGAUGCACACUUAUAUGAUGGAUUCCUGGCAGCUUUAAUUUCGAUGUUCCUAAAAUGAAAUUAUAUUUUAUGUUACCAAGUCUCGGAGUGCCUGGGCAUGACUUCAUACACAUGCACUAAACUGUACUUUUCUAUGAACAGUAAAAUUUUGCUAAGCUGAAA